AUGCCCGGAGAGCAGCACUCUGAUCCGAGCAAGGGUGAUCCAAAGGAGCAAACUAGGACAUCGGAAAAGAGAAACGCCUUUACAGAGCUCCUGGCUCCCAAAAGCAAGCAACACAAGCAGACUAAAACCCCGUCUGAUCGCAAUGCGGCGAAGGGCAAGACUGCGUUUGGUGUUCGCGACGGACUAGGUGCCUACAUCGUAAAGCCUGAGACAUACGCCCCCGAUGUCGUAGUUUACCACAAUGACGACUUUGUGGCGAUCCACGACAUGUUCCCAAAGUCAUCGCUACACCUCCUCCUUCUCCCCCGUGACCAGACCAAAACGCGCAUGCAUCCAUUCGAUGUGUUCGAGGACGCCGAGUUUCUAGCAAAAGUCAAGGCCGAAACUCAAACACUCCGCAAGUUGGCAGCUGGCGAGCUGCGACGCACAUAUGGGAAGGACUCUGCGCAGGAGCAGGCGAGACAGGCGGCGCUGAGUGCUGACCCGCCGCCCGACGAGCUACCACAGGGCCGGGAUUGGGAACAGGAAAUCGUGGUCGGGGUGCAUGCUGUGCCAUCCAUGAAUCAUUUGCAUGUUCAUGUGCUAUCGGUGGAUAGGUAUAGCGAGCGCUUGAAGCAUCGGAAACACUACAAUAGCUUUUCGACACCAUUCUUCGUGCCAAUCGAGGAUUUCCCGCUGGCGGAAGAUGAUGUGCGACGGAAUCCGACGAAAGAAGGAUAUCUAAAGCGAGAUUUUACUUGCUGGCGCUGUGGCAGGGGUUUUGGGAAUCGGUUUGCGGAAUUGAAGCAACACCUGGAGCAGGAGUUUAGAGAAUGGAAGAAACUGUGA
Messenger RNA from Penicillium vulpinum, 828 nucleotides. Its product is annotated as DNA 5'-adenosine monophosphate hydrolase. The coding region runs from base 1 to 828 and encodes 275 amino acids. Gene Ontology annotation, biological process: double-strand break repair; single strand break repair. Gene Ontology annotation, cellular component: nucleus. The record is from RefSeq and is a predicted model, not a curated record. The transcript has 2 exons. Gene Ontology annotation, molecular function: double-stranded RNA binding; single-strand break-containing DNA binding; single-stranded DNA binding. Lineage: Eukaryota; Fungi; Ascomycota; Eurotiomycetes; Eurotiales; Aspergillaceae.